Molecule: messenger RNA, 3234 nt
Organism: Neurospora tetraspora
Lineage: Eukaryota; Fungi; Ascomycota; Sordariomycetes; Sordariales; Sordariaceae
Product: WD40-repeat-containing domain protein
Exons: 2
Coding region: 427-3126 (899 amino acids)
Biological process (GO): maturation of SSU-rRNA from tricistronic rRNA transcript (SSU-rRNA, 5.8S rRNA, LSU-rRNA); ribosomal small subunit assembly
Cellular component (GO): small-subunit processome; Pwp2p-containing subcomplex of 90S preribosome
Molecular function (GO): protein binding
Source: RefSeq, a predicted model, not a curated record
AUUUAAUCGAUACGUGCCUUCCCUGCUAGCGCCAUGUUUGCGGUGAUCAGCCAUUCAUUGCCAUUGAAACUUUGUUGAUUGCCAGCUCUGCCAGCCUUGCACUGUACAUGUGACCGUGCACCGCUGGUCGGUCUGCGGUCGGUGAGGCUGCCAGUCAUGCCAAGCCUUUUGACAGCUGGUGCCGAAGCGAGGAGCUAAACGGACUCCAUUCCCCGCCAAAAAGUUCAUGAAAUUUUUGGCUGGCAGAAUCGCCAUUGAACGUACGGGCGGUCUAGGCGCAACAGCAGCCUGUAACUGAACUUCUGUUCCACUUAUACAGACUCAAAAGAGUCCUCCAGUUCCUGUACAUAAUCGAAUCCUCAGAUACUAUACCAGUUCGGCGCAGUCUUCAACACCGAAAGUCGAGGCAUGGAAUAGUGUUUGACAAUGAAGACCGACUUCAAGUUUUCUAAUUUACUGGGCACAGUCUACUGCCAGGGCAACCUCUUGUUCAGCCCGGACGGUACCCAUCUCUUCUCGCCCGUUGGCAACAGGGUGACAGUCUUUAACCUUGUCGAUAACAAAUCAUAUACCCUUCCCUUCUCCCACCGAAAGAACAUCGCGCGCAUCGGUCUCACACCCCAGGGCAACCUCCUCCUCUCCAUCGACGAAGAUGGCCAAGCUAUCCUCACCAACGUGCCCCGGCGCGUAGUACUAUAUCACUUCUCCUUCAAGGCUCCAGUAACGGCUCUUUCCUUCUCGCCUUCGGGGCGCCAUUUCAUUGUUGGACUCGGUAGGAAAAUCGAGGUCUGGCACGUUCCUUCGACACCCGACUCCAACGCCGACGGCGAGCUCGAGUUUGCGCCCUUCGUUAAGCACCAUACCCACGUCCAACACUUCGACGAUGUCCGCCAUAUCGAGUGGUCCCACGAUUCGCGAUUCUUCCUCACAUCUUCCAAGGAUCUUACAGCAAGGAUAUGGAGUGUCGAUCAAGAGGAGGGCUUCACACCUACGGUCUUGUCCGGUCACAGGCAGGGUGUUGUAGGCGCAUGGUUUUCCAAGGACCAGGAGACGAUUUACACAGUCAGCAAGGACGGCGCCGUUUUCGACUGGCAAUACGUUGCGAAGCUCGGACAGGACGAGGAUAUGGUGGACGAUGACGACCUGGCGUGGAGGAUAGUCAACAAGCACUAUUUCAUGCAGAACAGCGCCACCGUACGAUGCGCCGCCUUCCACCCCGAAUCGAACUUGCUGGUCGCCGGCUUCUCGAACGGUAUCUUUGGCCUCUACGAAAUGCCCGACUUCAACAUGAUCCACACUCUCAGCAUCUCCCAGAACGAAAUCGACUUCGUGACGAUCAACAAGAGCGGCGAGUGGCUGGCGUUUGGCGCAUCCAAGCUUGGUCAGCUCUUGGUGUGGGAGUGGCAGUCCGAGUCGUACAUUCUCAAGCAGCAGGGCCAUUUCGAUUCGAUGAACUCCCUCGUUUACUCUCCGGACGGUCAGCGAAUUGUCACAGUUGCCGACGAUGGAAAGAUCAAGGUGUGGGAUACGGAAUCGGGAUUCUGCAUUGUCACCUUCACAGAGCACACUAGCGGUAUCACUGCUUGCGAGUUCUCCAAGAAGGGCAAUGUCCUGUUUACCUCGAGUUUGGACGGUUCUAUCAGGGCGUGGGACUUGAUCAGAUACAGAAACUUCAGGACCUUUACAGCACCCGAGAGACUGUCGUUCUCUUGCAUGGCUGUUGAUCCUAGUGGCGAAAUCGUGGCGGCUGGCUCCGUUGACUCUUUCGACAUUCACAUUUGGUCUGUCCAGACUGGCCAGCUCCUAGAUCGUCUUUCGGGACACGAGGGCCCUGUAGCAUCGCUGGCCUUUGCGCCUAACGGCGGUCUUCUUGUCAGUGGUAGUUGGGACCGCACGGCCCGUAUUUGGUCCAUCUUCAACCGCACACAAACAAGCGAGCCUCUCCAGCUCAACUCGGAUGUUCUCGACAUUGCCUUUAGGCCAGACUCUCUCCAGAUCGCCAUCUCCACUCUUGACGGCAACCUGUCGUUCUGGUCGGUCUCGGAAGCUGAGCAACAAGCCGGUCUUGAUGGGCGCAGGGACGUCUCUGGUGGUCGCAAGAUCGGUGACCGCCGGACUGCGGCCAACGUUGCUGGUACCAAGGCUUUUAACACCAUCAGAUACAGCACAGACGGAUCAUGCCUUUUGGCCGGCGGAAACAGCAAGUAUAUCUGCUUGUACUCCGUCACCACCAUGGUUCUCCUGAAGAAGUACACUGUGAGCGUCAACCUUUCGCUCCAGGGCACUCAGGAGUUCCUCAACAGCAAGCUUCUUACCGAGGCUGGACCACAGGGUCUCCUGGACGAGCAAGGCGAGGCUUCCGAUUUCGAGGACAGGAUAGAUAGGUCACUACCCGGCUCCAAGCGUGGCGACCCCUCCGCGCGGAGGAAGAACCCUGAAGUGAGAGUAAACGGCGUCGCCUUCUCCCCGAACGGCAGUGCCUUCUGCGCCGCUUCCACGGAAGGUCUUUUGAUCUACAGCUUGGACACCACCAUCCAGUUCGAUCCCUUUGACCUCAACAUGGAGAUCACCCCCACCUCCACCUUGGCUGUGCUCGAGAAGGAGAAGGACUACCUCAAGGCUCUCGUCAUGGCCUUCCGCCUGAACGAGGCCGGUCUGAUCCAGCGCGUCUUCCAAGCCAUCCCUUACACCGACAUCCCUCUCGUUGUCGAGCAGUUCCCCAGCGUGUACGUCGCCAGGCUACUGCGGUACGUUGCCGCGCAGACCGAGCAGAGCCCACACGUCGAGUUCUGUCUGCUGUGGAUCAAGGCUCUGGUCGACAAGCACGGCGCGUGGCUGUCUGCCAACCGCGGCAAGGUCGAUGUCGAGCUCCGUGUUGUCGCGAGGGCCGUGUCCAAGAUGAGGGAUGAGAUCAGGAAGUUGGCCGAUGAGAACGUCUACAUGGUUGAUUACCUCCUCGGGCAGGCGAGCGCUGCUAAGGAGACUAAUAACACCAAGACCCUGGCGCUUGAGUGGGCUACCACCGGCUCGGAUGAGCAGCCGGGCGCUGGCGGUAUGAGCUUGAACGAUGUCAUGCAGCAGAAUGAGGAGAACCCCAGCGAAGACGAGUGGAUCGGUUUGGAAUAGAGUCCGAGAUCCUAGAGUACUAUAGGAUUUCUGUAACGGUAAGGAAGGGUACUACUACAUAGGAUAGGCGCUGAUACGGAAAAAUUUUUGUCGAGGUGCAACCGGCAU